Messenger RNA from Mesorhabditis belari, 975 nucleotides. NCBI's taxonomy places the organism in Eukaryota, Metazoa, Nematoda, Chromadorea, Rhabditida, Rhabditidae. The record is from the annotation of a GenBank genome assembly.
AUGAUUUUCUUUUUAUUUCUUUUCCUUAACGUCGCACAUGGAGCUCGACAACAAGUAUAUUAUCUUUUAAAUGGUGGACAAUCAGGGGCAAGUAUUAAUGGCGAUUUUGAGGUUUAUCGAAACCUUGCUCAACCCCGACCGAUAACCGCUCAAGAUUAUCAAGCGGAUGGACCGAUGGCUUAUGUCAAAGAAUGGACAACACAAUUUCAUGAUCUAUUUCAAGGCCCGUUGAGCAGCAAAAAUCAACAAGCUGCUGCUCCUCAACCAACAAAUGAAAAUCCCCAAAUGGCACCCAGGGUUCAACUAGCGGAAAUACCAGCUGAAUCGACUCCCCUUGAAGAUCCGAGAAACAUUCAUCCACCAGUUUAUCUCGGAAAACCUCAACGAUUCAACGAUAAAAAUGCCUUGAUAAACGAUCAAUUCAAUUUGGCUCAAUAUGUUCAAAAAGAGGCCGGAUAUGAGCUCGGUUAUCAUGAUCCACGAGACAAAAAUCCCUCUGCUGUUUACUCACUUGGCCCAGUGAUGGAAGCUUCUUCUCUUUUCCCAUUCCAGCUUCCAUUUGGGAAAGUCCGAGGAAAGCCUGCUUUUGUCUCGCCCGCAUUUGGCAGUUAUACACCUUUUGGAUGGAUGCCAUGGAAAGCCCCAGAAAAAGAUAUUCAAUUGAAGAGCUACCGUAUUCAAAAUCCGAUGGGUUCCCUCGGUGGAUUUGGAGGACAAUUCGGGCAAUCGGGUGGAUUUGGAGGACAAUUCGGGCAAUCGAGUGGCUUUGGAGGACAGGGUUUUGGGCAAGGAGCUGGACUUGGACCACUUUUCAGUCCAAAUGCUUUCGUGCCAGAAAAUGAACAAGAAAAGGUGAGUCCAUCAAGGAAAGAUUCGGAAGCAGUAACCGAUUAUGUGGAUGAUCUUUCAUCAACAAGAAAUACAAGAGAUUAUCAUCUUGGAAAAGCUGUCCAUUAUUUGGCACAAUCUAUUCAU